This is a messenger RNA of Zygosaccharomyces rouxii, 1773 nucleotides long. It is a transcript of the gene AIM3, whose product is annotated as Aim3p. Gene Ontology annotation, biological process: barbed-end actin filament capping. The record is from RefSeq and is a predicted model, not a curated record. NCBI's taxonomy places the organism in Eukaryota, Fungi, Ascomycota, Saccharomycetes, Saccharomycetales, Saccharomycetaceae. The coding region runs from base 1 to 1773 and encodes 590 amino acids. Gene Ontology annotation, cellular component: actin cortical patch. The transcript has a single exon.
AUGAGUGAUUUCUGGGAGAAGAAUAAAGGUUCCAUAACUUCAGGUCUUAAAAAGACUGGUAAAGUUGGAUUAAGUGGUACUAAAUACGUUGCGAAGACUGGUUACCAAGCUGGUAAGAAGAAUUGGGGCGGUAAUAAGAAAGAUAAACAGAAUAAGAAGCAAGGUGAGGAAGAUGUUGAUGAUGAACUUGAUGAAGAACCAGCUCAUCAUGCAAGCUAUCCACCACGCGUGGUAGAUCCUUCGUAUUUUCCACCACCUCCAAGUAGGACCAAUCCAUCUCAAAAUGUAGCCGGAGAGCAUAUGCCAAGACAGACAUACCCUGCUCAGCCCUCUAUUCAGCAGCCUGUGUAUCAGCAACCUGUGUAUCAGCAGUCUGCAUAUCCGGCACAAGUUCCUCAACAGGCUCCUCAACCGGCUCCUCAACAGGCUCAAUAUGUGAUCCAGCAACCUCCUCCGCCACCACGUAAUCCUGGCUACCAACAAUUACCUUCCCAGCAGGCUUAUGAGGAACCUGCCCAAUAUAGUUAUCAGCAGCCACCACCUCAGUCCGGAUUUCAACAGCCUCCUCAAGCUGGUUACCAGCCAACUCAGCAAACCUACCAGCCAACUCAGCAAACCUACCAGCCAACUCAGCAAACCUACCAGCGGCCUGCCCAGCCUGUGCCUCCUCCACCUAGCAAUCAGUCACCCCAGCAAGUAAUUCAACAGCCUCCUCCCCCUCCUCGAUCUGGCUACCAGCAAUCACCACCACCUCAAGUGGGCUAUCAACAACCCCCUCCUCCUCCUCGAGCUGGCUACCAGCAAUCACCACCACCUCAAUUUGACUAUCAACAACCUCCUGUUCAACAACAUGCCCAUUCUGGACCACUUCCACCAUCAAGACCAAGUGAUCAGUAUCUGACCCCCAUACAGACCCAAAGUACUGUCCAUUCACAAACUCGUCCCUAUGAUUUGACUGCUCCUCAUGUUAAACAAAGAUUAGAAAUGCAAUCAGUAGAUUUGACGAAUUUACCGCCACCGCCAACUCAUAGAGAUAGGAGUUCACCACCAAAGAGUAGGGAAAGUUCACCGGCGGGUCAGUCACAAAAGGUACAUUCAGGCUCAACACCACCACCAACGUACGAAAGUUCACAAAAGGAUAUUGAAAGUAGUAUGUCGUCAUCAUCGGUAACACCCUCAACUCAACCUGCGUUAGCAUCACGUCCUAGCUCAAUUUCAUCUCAAUCACGCUCUAACGUUCCACCUCCAAUGCCGCCCAAACCGAAUGAGCCUGGAAUGGUCGAUGUCUCAUCAUUCCCACCACCACCAAGACCAAGGCCGACACCAUCAAUGGAAAGAGAAACAGCAUUAAAAGCACAAGACCCUUCUACAGGACCAACGCCUCGUGGAAGGUUAGCAGGUUCUAAACCACCACCACCACCUGUUAAACCCAAGCCACGUAAUUUAGCCGCAGGAUCGGGGUCAGGAUCAGGAUCACUAGGCAGUGGUAACCACACACCAUUGGCAUCGGUGGACAGUAUUUCACAAGAACUAUCAAAAGUACAACUGAAAAAGACAAAUUCCAAGUACACACAAGAACCUACAUCCUCUAAACUACCACCACCAGCGGUACCCAGAAAGAAUUUCACUCCGGAUAAACAGGGAACACCACUUCCCCCCAACAAGAAUGCUUCUUUAAAAUCACCAACAGAUCAACAAGAUGUCAACCCAUUCGAACGCUAUUUGAAGAGUGCGGUUCCUGCAGAAAACGACCGCCUACAUAAGCCCAUGUAA